AUGUCGUACUUCUUUGGUUCGCUGAACCGCCGCGCGUGGGGCGUCGCCGCUGCGGCAGCAGCAGGAGGCGCUGCUGUGGUUUUCUGUCCCGUUGAUGCGUGGGGGUUGCUCCGUCGGGGGCGGCGUACAGUCCCUUUGUUUGACACACAGUCAGUUGUUCGUGCCGAGGAGCACGUGCGAUACCCCUGCCAGGCGUUUGACGGCUAUUCCGUCGUGGUGUGGAACUACUACGUCCGCGCAUCGGCAAAUGAUGCGUCCGGCGAUCUCCGUGACGACGGCAACACGAGCAGCAGCGGCAGUGAUGACAGCAGCACCUUGAGCGGUAUGUUUUCCCGACUCUGCGCACUCUUCUCUAACGAAACGCACACUGUCGUGGGUCGCAUCAAUCCUUCGGCGGAGGAAAAUCAGCUCCACCUUGUGCGAGAGGUGGUAGGCGACGCGCGGGCCCCGCCACUGGCUGACGCUUCGACUGGCGCUGGUUCCACCACUGCUGCAGCUGCUACGGAUAGUGUGCCGUUCGUCGCCUGUUCAACGUGGCCGGCCGGGACGGCGAAGUACUCGGCCAUGACAAUUGAGCCGUCCUCAUCGUCCCCGUCCUCGUCUGCACUGGACGAGCUGCGACGACUGGCGGACGGCGCGACCCACCAGUCGCUCAUCCGCUGCGACCCCUUCGCCCCGUCGUCGCUGAACUGCGCCGGCGACUCAACCUACUUGGGGGCACCGUACCUCCGCGNGACCCCUUCGCCCCGUCGUCGCUGA
This is a messenger RNA of Trypanosoma grayi, 759 nucleotides long. Its product is annotated as spermidine synthase. The record is from RefSeq and is a predicted model, not a curated record. The transcript has a single exon. NCBI's taxonomy places the organism in Eukaryota, Euglenozoa, Kinetoplastea, Trypanosomatida, Trypanosomatidae. The coding region runs from base 1 to 759 and encodes 252 amino acids.